AUGGUAGGAUGCCUGAUCCGGGUUGGAGGAAGGUUGAGUAGGUCUGCGUUGCCAUUGGAAGCAAAGCAUCCUAUCGUGCUUCCCAAGGAAAGCCCUGUGUCUCUAUUGAUAUUGAGAGAGAUACAUGAGAAAUGUGGACACAGUGGAAGAAACUACAUUCUGUCGACACUUCGUGAGAAGUACUGGUUGCCUGGUGCAGGAGCUAAAAUCAGAAGGAUGAUAGGGAAAUGUGUGUCUUGCAGACGGCAUAGAGCAAAGAUUCUACAGCAAAAAAUGGCUGAUCUGCCCAAGGACAGAGUGACGCCUGAUGACCCACCAUUUUCUAAAGUAGGCAUGGACUUCUUUGGGCCUAUUGAAGUUAAAAGAGGAAGAAGUAUGGUCAAGCGUUACGGAGUGAUUUUCACAUGCCUAGCCAUUCGAGCUGUUCAUAUUGAAAUGGCUUCAUCUUUGGACACUGAUUCCUGUAUUGAUGCUAUACGACGCUUUAUAGCUCGAAGUAAAGAGGCAAUAUGA
This is a messenger RNA of Lytechinus pictus (painted urchin), 513 nucleotides long. RefSeq lists its product as uncharacterized. Lineage: Eukaryota; Metazoa; Echinodermata; Echinoidea; Temnopleuroida; Toxopneustidae. Bases 1 to 513 code for a protein of 170 amino acids. The transcript has a single exon. The record is from RefSeq and is a predicted model, not a curated record. Gene Ontology annotation, molecular function: nucleic acid binding.